Molecule: messenger RNA, 2894 nt
Organism: Elgaria multicarinata webbii
Lineage: Eukaryota; Metazoa; Chordata; Lepidosauria; Squamata; Anguidae
Gene: UTP14A
Product: UTP14A small subunit processome component
Exons: 14
Coding region: 90-2279 (729 amino acids)
Biological process (GO): rRNA processing
Cellular component (GO): small-subunit processome; nucleolus
Source: RefSeq, a predicted model, not a curated record
UUGUGGCUUCUCCCAGCCAGGUUAUUCACACGUGCUGUGCCUCGUAUCUGGACCCGAACGGAAAGGAGGCGGCCUCGGUGAUUCCUCCCAUGGCGGCUGUGGAAGAGGAAGAUCCCUCGAAGCGAGAGCCGGUCGUGAGCGAGGAUGACGAUGAGGCCGACGGUGAAGGGGCGGCAAAGAAACACCGACAGCUUGUGGAUGCACUCAGCGCCUUAUCUGGAGGGAAACGGCGGCGAGCAGUUGAGCGUACUGAGGCGAGUGCUCAGAUCUCUGAAUUCGAUGUGGGUGGUGCAGGCGCUGAUGAGAAGGUGCUCCUCUCGGAGCUGCUGCAGCCCAUUUCCGCCUCGCCAGCUCUGCGCCCCCUGCGGAAACAGCUGAAGAAAGCCCAGCAGAAGAAGACCACCGAGCUCCCCCUAAGCAAGAAGGAGAGCGAGCGGGUGGUGAGGGAAGCUGCCUACACCCAGACAUCCCAAGCCCUGGCGAAGUGGGAUCCGGUGGUGCAGCAGAACCGGCGCGCUGAGCAGCUGAUCUUCCCGCUGCAGCAGGAGAGUGUGGCUGUCGCGCCCGUUGAGGAAGUGAUGAGCGCUUGGCAGGCACGGACACCGCUGGAGCAAGAGAUCUUCAAUCUCCUCCACAAAGCCCAUCAGCCAGUGAAGGAUCCACUUCUGACGCCCAAGGAGAAGGCCUCGCUGCAGGCCAUGAGCCUGGAGGAGGCUCAGCUGCGCCGGAUGGAGCUCCAGAGGUCUCGGGCCCUGCAGUCCUACUACGAGGCGAAGGCACGUCGGGAGCGGAAGAUCAAGAGCAAAAAGUUCCAUAAAAUGCUUCGGAAAGGCAAGAGCCGUAAAGUGCUUCAGGAGUUCGAGGCGCUGCGGAAAUCCAACCCGGAGGGAGCGCUGGAAGAGCUGGAGAAGAUUGAGAAAGCCCGCAUGGAGGAGAGGAUGACCCUGAAGCACCAGAACAAGGGCAGGUGGGCCAAAUCAACCAUCCUCAUGGCGAAGUACGACCUAGAGGCCAGGCAAGCCAUGCAAGAGCAGCUGGCCCAGAACAAAGAACUGACACGAAAAGCCCGCCCGGCGUCUGACAGCGAGGAGGGGGGCGAUGAUGGCUCCGAAGAAGGCGAGGGUCUCGUCCCAGAUGUCGUCAACGAAGGGCGGGCUGGGAUGGAUCCGGACAACCCCUGGAUGCUGGGAACGCCCCGGGCAGAGGCCGAGCAGGAGCCGCCCGCUCCGCCAGAAGGCAGCGGAGAAAGCGAGGGGGAGGAGGAACCCCUUCAGACAGAGGAAGAGGCUCUGUUGCAAGGCUUUUUUGAACGGCGGCAGGGCCUGCAACGCUUCCAGGGCGGCGCGGAGCUCCUAGGUCCCAGCGGAGAGGAGGCGCUGCCUGAUGUGCUUCCGCCGGCACCCCCGAGUCCAGCGCCCGAGGGGCCCCUCCUGAGCGAGAACUUGGAACGGCUCCGCACCUUGGAAGAUAUGGAGGCCCUGGAGCCCGAGGAUAUCCCGGAGGAAGGCAUGGUGCCAGCGGGCAAGGAUGCCGAAAUAAAGCAGCCCACGGAGGCUGAGCCGUCACCACAGGCCGGGGACAGCAAGCCACCGGCCUCCAAGAAGAAGGCCAAGCGCAAACUGCUGAUUGAUUUGAAGGCCGUCCUUGCCGACGCACCACAUGCCGUGCGGUGCCCGCUUGUGCCUGCUGCUGUAGAAGAGGAGCUGGAGACGGACACAGACCAGCGGCAGGUGAUCCGGGAGGCCUUUGCCAGCGACAACGUCGUCGCCGACUUCAUGAAAGAGAAGCGUCGAGCGGAAGAGGCCGGGAAACCGAAAGCGAUCGACCUGGUGCUGCCCGGAUGGGGCGAGUGGGGAGGCACAGGGCUGAAGCCGAGCAACAAGAAGAAGAGACGGUUCAUUAUCAAACCAGCCCCUGGGCCCCCGAGGAAAGACCGCCACCUGCCGAACGUUAUCCUGAGUGAACAACGCAAUGUUUUAGCUGCAGCUCACCAGGUGAGCCAGCUGCCGUUCCCCUUUGAGAACAGCCAACAGUUUGAGCGCAGCGUCCAGGCGCCCGUGGGCCCCACGUGGAACACCCAGCGUGCUUUCCAGCGGCUGACGGCCCCCCGGGUCAUCACCCAGCCCGGCCACAUCAUCCACCCCAUCAGUGCCGAGGACGCCGAACUGACCCGUCAAGGGGAUGGGGCGAAAGCCGUGGGGCAGAAGCCGGAUUUGGAACUGGCUCCGUCUCCCCACAAGCGUCACCCCCGCCGCACCUCCAAGAAGAAGGCCCGGUAGAACUGAGGCUGGGCUGGCUCUGCCGUCGCGGGCUUGACUCCUUAGCCCAGCUGCCCCUCAACCUGGUGCUGUCUAGAUGUUUGGGACAUCAACUCCCAUCAUCCCCAGCCAGCAUGGGCAAUGGUCAGGGAUGCUGGGAGAUGUAGUCCAACACAUCUGGCAGGCAACAGGUUCGAGGGAAGGCUGCCUUAGCCAGACUGGCAUCUUGUUGACGCUGCCCAGAACUGCUCUUCAGGCUCUGCAGCAGCCUUCUCUGACCUGGCACCCUCCAGAUAUGUUGGACUACAACUCCCUUCAUCCCCAGCUCUGCUGGGCCUUUUUCCUCCUGUGAUCUUGGCGUCUUUUCCUCCUCCUCACCCAGAAGCCUUUGGUUUCUGGCAGAUCUUCGGUCUCUUCCAAACAACCUCCUGGUAGAUCCUGAGACGGAAGUUGCUGUUCCUCCCAUUUGGGUGGGUGGGGGGGGGACAUUUCCCAGGAUGCAUUGUUGUCCCUAUAACCACAAAUACUGGGGGCCAUUGGGGAAUGUCUUCAAAUGAGGGCUUCCCUUCCAGGUUGCUUUGCCCCCCCCCUCCUUUUUGUUAAACCCUCCAACCCCAAUGACAGCAAGUAAAGAAU